GCCGGGCCGGGCUGGGCCCUGCGGGUGAGCGGAGCCUUCAGGCAGCGAGAGCGCUCGGGGCACGGCGGAGCACCGGGAAUCGCCGGCCGCGGGAGGAGGCUUUGGGCCAGGGGAGCGCGCUAAGUGGGUCAAGAGCACCAGCCAAGACAUAAUCAGCCAAACUGAACCAAGAGGAAAGAGAAUAUUUGAGAAGGCCUCCAGCAUCUCAUGAACGAACCAACGGAACUCGAUAAUGCCGGUUGUGCAGAGCCAGGUCUGCGGCUCAGAAAAGGACACAUGUCUGACCCUGCAACCACACAGGCAGCCUUUGGAGAGGACAGCUCUCAAGAGAACCUUCUUCUAGUGGAGACACCACUGUCUUCUGACCAGGAAAAUUCUUCUGAUGAUAAUAAACACAAUGAUGAGCCACCUCAAGAAGAUGAAGGGUUUAUGGGAAUGUCACCUCUUCUGCAAGCCCACCAUGCUAUGGAGAGAAUGGAAGAAUUUGUGUGUAAGGUGUGGGAGGGCAGAUGGAGAGUGAUUCCCCACGAUGUGCUGCCCGACUGGCUGAAGGACAAUGACUACCUGCUGCAUGGCCACAGACCACCCAUGCCUUCCUUCCGGGCCUGCUUCAAGAGCAUCUUCAGAAUACACACAGAGACUGGCAACAUCUGGACUCAUCUCCUAGGAUGUGUGUUCUUCCUUUGUCUGGGAAUCUUCUACAUGUUCCGGCCAAACAUGUCCUUCGUAGCACCUGUGCAGGAGAAGGUGGUCGUGGGCUUGUUCUUCUUGGGAGCCAUCCUCUGCCUCUCCUUCUCAUGGCUCUUCCACACAGUUUAUUGCCACUCAGAAGGUGUUUCCCGGCUCUUCUCCAAGCUGGAUUAUUCUGGCAUUGCACUCCUCAUAAUGGGCAGCUUUGUACCAUGGCUGUACUACUCCUUCUACUGCAACCCUCAGCCUUGCUUCAUCUACUUGAUUGUGAUUUGUGUCCUGGGCAUUGCAGCCAUAAUUGUCUCACAAUGGGACAUGUUUGCCACCCCUGAAUACCGGGGUGUAAGGGCAGGAGUAUUUCUAGGUCUGGGUCUUAGUGGGGUAAUUCCCACUCUGCACUUUGUCAUCUCUGAGGGGCUCCUGAAAGCAGCCACCAUGGGGCAGAUAGGCUGGCUGGCACUCAUGGCAUGCCUGUACAUCACUGGUGCUGCGCUCUAUGCCGCCCGCAUCCCGGAGAGAUUCUUCCCUGGCAAGUGUGACAUCUGGUUCCACUCCCACCAGCUGUUCCACGUGUUUGUCGUGGCUGGCGCCUUCGUGCACUUCCACGGCGUGUCCAACCUGCAGGAGUUCCGCUUCACGGUCGGCGGGGGCUGCACGGAGGAGGAGGGGAUGCAGUAGGAGCCGCCCGCAGCCCCGGGGCACAGCAAAGCACGAGAGCCGCCGGCACCACGGGCCGAGCACCGGCUUAGCUACAGGAAUACCUAAGAAGAAUCCACGUUUCAGCUGAUGAGGCAUGGAGCUUCAUGGGGAUUCUGACUAACCAAGAUAAAAAUUCUAUACCUCAAGCAAUGGAAUAAAUCAAUUUGAAGACCAGGAAA
This is a messenger RNA of Zonotrichia leucophrys gambelii, 1568 nucleotides long. RefSeq names its product adiponectin receptor 2 (gene ADIPOR2). Bases 208 to 1368 code for a protein of 386 amino acids. Gene Ontology annotation, molecular function: signaling receptor activity. Gene Ontology annotation, cellular component: plasma membrane. NCBI's taxonomy places the organism in Eukaryota, Metazoa, Chordata, Aves, Passeriformes, Passerellidae. The record is from RefSeq and is a predicted model, not a curated record. Gene Ontology annotation, biological process: adiponectin-activated signaling pathway. The transcript has 8 exons.